Messenger RNA from Melanotaenia boesemani (Boeseman's rainbowfish), 1274 nucleotides. Its product is annotated as hydroxyacylglutathione hydrolase, mitochondrial-like. Gene Ontology annotation, biological process: glutathione metabolic process. NCBI's taxonomy places the organism in Eukaryota, Metazoa, Chordata, Actinopteri, Atheriniformes, Melanotaeniidae. Gene Ontology annotation, molecular function: hydroxyacylglutathione hydrolase activity. Gene Ontology annotation, cellular component: mitochondrion. The record is from RefSeq and is a predicted model, not a curated record. Bases 77 to 1006 code for a protein of 309 amino acids. The transcript is spliced from 9 exons.
UAAAAAGGGGGCGGAGGCGGAACCACAACCAAACUUUUCUGGUUUAUACUAACGUGAUAAGACAGUAGUUACUGUAAUGCUAUUCAAGUCAUUUGUAGGGAGUGCCUGCACUCUAAUAGGAGCUGCUACAGCCUUAAAAUUCGCACCUGUGGAAGUCAAGGCCCAGGCAGCCGCUCUUAUUCACGGCACGGUGAGAAAAUCUCACCUGGUGGAGCAAGCAAAUAUGAGGAUUGAACUUCUCCCAGCACUCAGUGACAACUACAUGUACCUACUGAUUGAUGAAGACUCCAGAGAAGCAGCUAUUGUUGACCCUGUGGAGCCAAUAAAGGUUGUGGAAGCUGUGAGAAAACAUGGCGUAAAACUCACAACAGUUCUGACCACCCAUCACCACUGGGAUCAUGCCGGUGGAAAUGAGAAGAUGGUGAAGCUAAUGCCGGGGCUGAGGGUGUACGGAGGAGAUGACCGAGUCGAUGCCAUUACAAAGAAAGUUUCUCACUCCAACAAUGUAAAGCUUGGAUCACUGAAUGUUAAAUGUCUGUUUACGCCUUGUCACACAACUGGUCAUAUUUGCUACUAUGUGACAAAAGAAAAAAGUUCUGAGCCUCCUGCUGUUUUUACAGGUGACACGCUGUUUGUGGCUGGUUGUGGUAAAUUCUUUGAGGGUACUGCAGAGCAGAUGUACAAAGCUUUGAUAGAAAUUCUGGGACGUCUGCCUCCUGAAACGCGUGUUUACUGCGGUCAUGAGUACACCGUCAGCAAUCUGAAAUUUGCUCGUCAUGUGGAACCGCACAAUGAGGUCAUCCAGAAGAAGCUAGCAUGGGCAAAGGAGAAGUGCAGCAAUGGGGAGCCAACUAUUCCAUCCACUUUGGCAGAUGAAUUUACAUUCAACCCCUUUAUGAGAGUCAAAGAGAAGUCUGUUCAGGACCACGUGAAGCAGACAGACCCAAUCGAAACCAUGAGAAGUCUCCGGAAAGAGAAAGAUGGUUUCCGAGUUCCUAAAGAGUGAAGUCCACUGCAUUUAUGUAGACUAGAGGUGCCCAAAUCCCGUCGUCAAGAUUUACUAUCCUGCAACUUUUAGAUGCAACCCUUCUUCAACGCACCUGAAUCAGAUGAAUGGCUCAUUUCCAGGCUUCUGCAGACCUGAACGACAUGUGGAUGAGGGAAUUCAGCCAUUUGAUUCAGGCGGGUUAGAGAAAGGUUGCAUCUAAAACAGGGGUAGCCAACGUUGGUCUUCGAGGGCACCAAUCCGGCAGGUUUUCCAGAUUCCCCUGCUC